UUGUGAUGGGGGGUCUGUGCUUUGUACCCCUGCCUCCUUGGCGUCGGGUCGGGGUUACGCUUCCUUAGGCAAGUCCGAGGUCCACUUUCAUAGCUGGAGAUGCGACGAUGAAGGCCACAGCAAGUGCGAAGUGCUAAUCUAAAGCGAUACGCGACCCGUGCGGUAAAAAGAGCGAUAUCGAAUAAGCAGUACACGGCUAACCGGGUUUGAUGCACUCCCGGUGAUGCUAGCUAAUGCAAGUUACAGAUAAGGCUACACCUAGCCAGUUAGCAUACAUUAGCUACAUCUUCAGUUGUUGCUAGCCGGCUAACCGCGAGUUCAUUUUUGUCACUUUCACAGACGUCGUCGCUCCGCUCUUCCUCAUAGCAAGGCACUUUGGCGAUGUGACAUAUAGGACGAUUGGUGAUAUUGACCAACCUGUGCAUUGACACGACCUCUUGACCUCAUCUUCAGCAUGAAUGGUGACAUGCCUCAUGUUCCCAUCACUACUCUUGCUGGAAUUGCUAGCCUAACAGACUUGUUGAACCAGCUUCCUUUGCCUUCUCCCCUACCUGCCACCACUGCUAAGAGCCUCCUCUACAAUGGAAGGAUCUCAGAAGAGGUCAGCAGCCUGCUGGUGUGUCGAGACGAGAGUCUAGUGACUCAGCUGGCGCAUAGCCUUAACCAGGUUUCCACCGAACACAUAGAGUUGAAGGACAACUUGGGCAACGAUGAACCCGAGGGCGACAUGCCAAUGCUCCUACAAACUUUGCUGUCCAGGAAUCCCAAAAUCUUCAGGGACAAAAGUAUGCAAACCCAGCACAAGGUUCUGGGUGGUGUAAUGCUGCAGCCAAUAGUGCAGCAGUAUAAGAUUACUCAGAAUCAGGUCCAUGGGAGUCCAGCCUCAAACUAUCAGCAAACCACUGUCCCUCAGAGCCCCUCUGGAUGCUUUACAUCACCGCAGUCUGGUUCAGGGCCACGCUUUGUACCCCAGCAGAACAGCCCUAUACCUAGUCCCUACACACCCCAGAGUCCCGCGGACUACAUGCAGUACAAUCCACCCAGUUAUUCCCAACACCAACACGCUCAGCAAGUUACGAGUGGCUUGAGAAAUAUCCAUGACAGCAAAGUCUCUGGACAUCUAUCAACUGAUUUAUCGAAUCACAAUGCAAGACUGGGCUCAGAUGAAGACUACAUGAACGUGGCUCACAGACUGGGAAAUGAGGAGCAUGAUUCUCCAAUGAAGGCUGCCGCAUUUUCAGUGAGAUCCCCACAGUCGGCAUGUUCUCCAGCUGGGAGUGAAGAGACUGUACAAAGGUCUAGGCCUUCCCUCAUAAUGCAGUCGCCUCCAGCUGAUGUGCCACGAGGUGCACCGCCUGACCAAAUCCUCACCUCGUCUGAUCGCAAGAAGAAACAUAAGGAGAGGAGUAAAGAAGAAAGUGAUCCGAUGGAAAAAAAUGCCUUGUACGAUAUAGUUAGUUCACCAAAAGACUCGACCAAGCUGACCUUAAAACUGUCCAGAGUAAAGGUUCAAGACGUGGAUCAAUCUGAGGAGCUUCCCCCUGAGGCACAUAUGGAAUUGGACCAUGAAACAGUUAUGAUCAAUAAUAAUAAUAAUAACCAGUUAUCAAAACCUGCCCAGGAAGUUCCAAACAAGUUAGGAGCUGACGAUCAAGCAAACUGUCAACAGGCUGCUGUGCGGUCAAAUACCAUUGAAACUGGUGUCACUGGCAGAGUUUCCUUUGAUGAUACAGAGAUAGACACACUUGCAGAGAUUGAGAGGAUAGAACGCGAGUCAGCCAGUGACCGAGAACGAUGGUCUAAAGAAGUUCAGGACAAAGACAAGCCGCUGAAGAAACGGAAACAAGACUCCUAUCCCCAGGAACCCGGGACAGAGUCAAAUGAUGGGGCUGCCAUUCAUGGGGGCAACAGUGUCAGCAAGAUGACACCCAAGAAGACGAAUGCUGCAAGUAAUGGUGCCAGUCGGCCUGCUUUGAUGGUCAGUAUCGAUCUACAGCAAGCUGGCAGAGUAAUAGGACAGCCUGUAGUGGUCUUGGAAUCACAGCCGCUGUGUGAGGAUCACCUACGUCGUCUGAAGUCAAACCCCGAUGGAAAGGUCAAAAGGGUUGGUGAUGACAGACCUGGGAUCAUCAAGCAGCAUGCUGACACUCUCCAGAAGUCUGGCUCAGAUGGACAACCGGAAAUGUAUAAACAGAAGCAGGAAAGCCAGCGUGAAUCAAAACACAGACAUGACGACAAAAGUGACAGCAGCAAGGGACCAUCAGAUGACAGAAGGCCAGACCCCUCACGGCAGAAACUUGACAAGCAUUCAAAGUCACGCCACAAAGAGGAAAAGAAUCACAACAGCCACCGAAUGCUUGAAAACCGACCCGACACCCCAAAAAACACGAGCAAGACAGAGCGCUCGAGACAUGGAGAAGACAAAGGCAGGGAUAGAGACAGGGAUAAGGACAGAGAAAGACACAAGGAUAGAGAUAGAGCAAGAGACAGGGACAAAGACAGACACAAAGAGAAAGAGAGAGACAGGGACAAAGACAAAAAAGACAGACACAUAGAAAAAGAGAGAGACAGGGACAAAGACAGACACAUAGAAAAAGAGAAAGAGAGAGACAAAGCCAAGGACAGGGACAGGAAACAGAAGAUGUUAAGAGAAAACUGCAGUCGAAACUUAGCUGACCCGCAUACUAAACCUGACAGCACCAGACUAAAGCACGAUGGAAGCAAAAAAUCAGCUGACCCCAAUAGUCGACAGAGGACAGGCAAUUCCAGCCUUAAAAAUCCCCAAAAUAAGGACCAAAAGACAAGCGAGGACGGCAACAUUAAGUGCCAAGCUGGAGACAAACGUCAGUCCUUUGAGGCCAAACCGAGCGAAUUCCCCUCGUACCUGCUGGGUGGCAAGUCAGGGACCCUGAAGAACUUUGUGAUUCCUAAAUUGAAACGAGAUGGAAAAGAUAAAGAUCCCCCAAAUAAACUAGUAGAAGGCUGGAGCGAACCGCGAGUAAGGCUGGAGAGAGUCUCAUUGGUAGAUAACUUAAACAAAGGAGCUAAACCCGUUGUCGUGGUUAAAAAACUCAGCGUUGAUGAGGUGAAAAAGAUCAUUAAGGAAAGCAGGAACGCGCACGGCUCCAGAUCCAGGAACUGGUCAUUUUGUGAGAGGACAAACAAGCGAAGCCACAGUAUGAUUAGCAAGAGAUCCAAAUAUGCUGAGUUGGCCUCGGAUGAUGACCAAGACAAGGAUGACGAUGAAGACUCUGACAAUGAGCAUGCAAGGAAAAAGAAAAAGAAAGACCACGAUAAGACGUGGAAGCAUGAAGAGAGAAGAGGUUCUGGAGAACACCGUCGAAGUGAAGGUUUUCAUAACGCUCGCCGAGGGUCUGGUAGCCGUCAGCGCGACUGGAGAGAUGAAGAUUCAGAUGAAGGCUCUCUCCCACCGAGCCUGAGUGAUGUUGCCAGAAAGCAGAAGAAAAAGGAUAAACUGAAAAACAGGAAGAUUUAUGAUUCCAAGUUGACACCAGAGGAGAUGAUGGACUCCUCCACAUUUAAGAGAUUUGCAUCGAAUAUUGACAGCGUUCUUGAGAAUCUCGAAGACGUGGACCUCACUGCCGCAGAUGAUGAUGAAAUACCUCAAGAGCUCUUACUUGGAAAGCAGCAGCUGAGUGAGCUGGGCAGCGAUUCUGCUAAGAUUAAAGCUAUGGGCAUCUCUAACAAGUUUUCUUCUAGUAAACUGGUGAAGUUUUUGAAUAUUUUGGAGAGGAACAUUCAGGACAGCGUCAAACUUUCUACACUAAUGAACCAUGGUAAUGACUCCAUGGAUGAGGAGCGGUUGUGGCGCAACCUCAUCAUGGAGCGAGUGACCAAGUCGGCCGAUGCUUGUUUGACUGCACUCAACAUAAUGACGUCUCCGCACAUGCCAAAGGCUGUUUAUAUAGAAGAUGUGAUUGAGAGGGUGCUGCAGUACACCAAGUUCCAUCUGCAAAACUCUUUGUACCCUCAGUAUGACCCAGUCUACAGAGUGGAUCCCCACGGAGGUGGCAUGCAUACUUCAAAGUCCAAGAGAGCCAAAUGUUCUACCCACAAACAGAAGGUGGUAGUCCUGCUCUACAACAAAGUGUGCGAUAUCAUCAGCAGCAUCUCUGAGCUCCUUGAAAUCCAGCUGCUUACUGACACCACAAUUCUGCAGGUGUCCACCCUUGGCAUUACACCAUUUUUUGUGGAGAAUGUUAGUGAACUGCAGUUAUGUGCCAUCACACUAGUGACUGCGGUGUUUUCUCAUUACAAGAAGCACAGGCAGCUCAUUCUUGAAGAGAUUUUCACCUCCCUGGCCAGACUGCCGACUAGUAAACGCAGCCUGAGGAAUUUCAGGCUGAACAGCAGUGACUCAGAUGGAGAACCUUUGUAUAUCCAGAUGGUCACAGCCCUUGUUCUUCAGCUCAUCCAGUGUGUGGUCCACCUUCCCUCUGAGAAAGAGACAGAGGAUGAGCACAAUAAGAAGGUGGAUAAAGAUGUUCUUAUUACAAACUCUUAUGAAACUGCCAUGAGGACAGCUCAGAACUUCUUAUCUGUGUUCCUCAAGAAGUGUGGCAGUAAACAGGGAGAGGAGGAUUACAGGCCGCUGUUUGAGAACUUUGUUCAUGACCUGCUGUCUACAGUUAACAAGCCUGAGUGGCCUGCUGCUGAGCUGCUCCUGAGUUUACUGGGCCGGUUGCUGGUGCACCAGUUCAGUAACAAGCAGACAGAAAUGGCACUUAGGGUGGCAUCGCUGGACUACCUUGGCACUGUCGCUUCCCGUCUGCGUAAAGAUGCUGUCACUAGCAAGAUGGACCAAAAGGCUAUUGACCGCAUCCUCAGAGAGACUGAAGGCAGCGACGAGAUACCAAAACUACAGAAGGCUUUGCUCGGCUACCUAGAUGAGAACAUUGAAACGGAUCCAUCAUUGGUGUUUGCUAGGAAGUUUUAUAUUGCCCAGUGGUUCAGGGACAUUACAAGUGAGGCAGAAAAGGCAAUGAAGUCUCAAAGUGAGGACGACGAGGACUUGAAAGGUCACCAUCAUUCCAGGGAUGUUGACUCGACCGCCGAGAUCAUGCAGAAGGCAGAGGCAAGGAAGAAAUUCCUCCGCAAGGCCGUCAAGACGUCAACAUCGCAUUUCAGUUCCCUGAGGAUGAACUCUGACACAAUAAACUACAACGACUCCUGUCUGAUUGUUAGAUAUCUGGCCUCCAUGAGGCCGUUUGCACAAAGCUUUGAUAUUUAUUUAUCACAGAUCCUGAGAGUGCUGGGAGAGAGCGCUAUUGCAGUCAGAACUAAAGCUAUGAAGUGUCUCUCUGAAGUAGUGGCUGUAGAUCCAAGUAUCCUGGCACGGCUGGACAUGCAACGUGGGGUUCAUUGUCGCCUCAUGGACAACUCCACCAGUGUGCGAGAGGCUGCUGUGGAGCUCCUCGGCCGUUUUGUGCUAAGUCGACCUGAGCUCAUUGAGCAGUACUAUGACAUGCUCAUUGAAAGGAUACUGGACACAGGCAUCAGUGUGAGAAAAAGAGUCAUUAAGAUCAUGAGGGAUAUUUGUCUAGAGCAGCCAGACUUCCACAAGAUCACCGAGAUGUGCGUGAAGAUGAUCCGGAGGGUCAACGAUGAAGAAGGGAUCAAGAAACUGGUGAAUGAGACAUUCCAGAAACUCUGGUUCUCCCCGACGCCGAGCCACGACAAAGAAGCCAUGACCAGAAAGAUCCUGAACAUCACAGACGUGGUGUUGGCAUGUAAAGACUCAGGCUACGACUGGUUUGAGCAGCUUCUCCAAAAUCUGCUGAAAUCAGAGGAGGAUGCUUCGUACAAACCUGCAGGGAAGGCUUGUGUUCAGCUAGUGGACAAUCUAGUGGAACAUAUACUAAAAUAUGAGGAGUCUCUUGCGGAUUGUGAGGACAAAGGGGUCAGCUCAGGUCGUCUGGUAGCGUGCAUCACCACUCUCUACCUGUUUAGUAAAAUCAGGGCAGAGUUAAUGGUUAAGCAUGCCAUGACUAUGCAGCCCUACCUGACCACCAAGUGCAAUAGUCAGAACGACUUCAUGGUGAUAUGCAACGUGGCUAAGAUCCUGGAGCUGGUCGUGCCUCUGAUGGAACACCCGAGUGCGACUUUCCUCACUACCAUCGAAGAAGACCUAAUGAAGCUUAUCAUCAAAUACGGCAUGACGGUUGUGCAACACUGUGUGAGCUGUCUUGGUGCUAUCGUGAACAAGGUCACACACAACUACAAGUUUGUUUGGGCUUGUUUUAAUCGGUACUAUGGAGCGUUAGCAAAACUCAAGACACAGCACCAAGAGGAUCCCACCAGCUCCACCCUGGCUGCUAACAAACCCACUCUUCUGCGCUCGCUCUUCACUGUGGGGGCUCUGUGUCGACACUUUGAUUUCGAUCAAGAAGAGUUCAAAGGUGCUAACAAGAUUGUCAUCAAGGACAAAGUGUUGGAGCUUCUGCUGUAUUUCACUACUCACGAAGAGGAGGAGGUCCAGAUCAAGGCAAUCAUAGGUUUAGGGUUUCAGUUCAUCAUGCACCCAGAGCUCAUGUUUGUGCAGGAGUUGAAGGUUCUUUAUAACAGCAUCCUGUCGGACGAGAACAGUUCAGUCAAUUUGAAGAUCCAGGUCCUCAAAAACCUGCAGACAUACCUGCAGGAGGAGGACUCUCGAAUGCAGGAGGCUGACCGUGAAUGGAAGAAUAAAGCCAAGCAAGAGGAUCUCAAGGAAAUGGGGGACAUCUCAUCGGGCAUGAGCAGCUCCAUAAUGCAGAUUUAUUUGAAGCAGGUUCUGGAGUCCUUCUUCCACUCGCAGUCCACAGUUCGGCACUUUGCCUUGAGUGUCAUCACCCUGACUCUUAGUCAGGGCCUCAUUCACCCUGUACAGUGUGUGCCCUACUUGAUCGCUAUGGGAACAGACCCGGAGCCAACAAUGAAGAACAAGGCCGAUCAGCAGCUGGUGGAGAUCGACAAAAAAUACUCAGGCUUUAUUCAUAUGAAGGCUGUCGCAGGGCUGAAGAUGUCUUAUCAGGUGCAACAGGCCAUAAAUGGAUCCAAACACGCUGUCAUUCGUGGUUUCCGUCAUGACGACUCCGACUCGGCUCUCUGCUCUCAUCUCUACACCAUGGUCCGUGGGAACCGCCAACAUAGACGGGCUUUUCUAAUUUCCCUGCUCAACCUGUUUGACGACAGCUCUAAAACAGAGGUGAACAUGCUGCUGUUCAUAGCAGAUAACUUGGCCUGCUUCCCUUAUCAGACCCAGGAGGAACCUCUUUUCAUCAUGCAUCAUAUAGACAUUACCCUGUCUGUCUCUGGUAGCAACUUGCUCCAGUCAUUUAAAGAGUGUUUACAGAAAGAGCCUAUAAGGCAUGAAAAGAAGAUGAAGAUGAAUAAGAAAAAGAAAAAGAAGAAGCAUUCUCGGAGGAGGAGCUACAGCUCUGAUGACGACGACGAUGAUGAAAAGGAUGAUGAAAGCAGCAGCCCAUCCAGCAGCAGUGACGAGGAGGAAGAUGUAGUGCAGAGGAAAAAGGGUUCAGAUUCCGACUCUGACCUGGACGAUGAGGACGCAGUGAUGGACCGUCUGCCUGAAAACACCAAACCUCUGCUGGAGUUUGCCAGUGCGUCACAGGGCAUUUUGCUGCUGCUGGUGCUCAAACAGCAUUUGAAGAAUCUGUACGGCUUCUCGGACAGCAAAAUCCAGAAGUAUUCACCGACAGAGUCUGCCAAAGUAUAUGACAAGACAGUGAACAGGAAAUCUAAGGUGCACUUCAACCCUAGUCAGACACUGGAUUACCUAAGGAGUGAUCUGGCCAACACAGAUCUCAGCUACGAGGCCAAGAAGAACAUUGCAAAACAGUAUUUGGAUUUCAAGGUUCUAAUGGAUCAUUUGGAUCGGGAUGAAGAGGACGAGGACGGUGAAGCAAAUGCCAAUGCCAGAAACAAAGCCAUUACUUCACUGCUGAGGGGUCCAAAACCCCGAAACCACAACCACAGUAAUCAUGCAGCUCCAGUGGAGACAGAUGAUGAGGAGAGCGAGGAUGAAGAUCCCCCUGCUCGAAAGCCAAGGAAAGGUGGAGACUGUGCAGAGGAUUCAGGUAACAUGAACGAGACAGUAGAGGUAAUGGACAUCGUAGCUAUCUACUGUCGCAAAUACAAAGACAGACCGCAGAUUGCCAGGGUCGUCCAGAAGACCAGAAAUGGCUACAGUAUACACUGGAUGACUGGAUCUUACUCUGGACCCUGGGCUGUCGCAAAGAAACGGGACGGCCGCAAAAAGGUGCCUUGGGUUGACAAUAUCAAGGAGUCGGACAUUAUUUGCAAGAAAAUCUCUUUGACAAGCGGACAGAAGCUCACGAACAAAGUGGCACAGACGUUACGGGCGCUGUACGCUGCCAAGGAGGGGACUAAGAGUUAAUCAAAGAGAUUAGUGAAACAUCUUGCACAGCUCAACACUAUGGAUCCAAUAUGUUACAUACACAGAAGUUAGAUUAACGUCCUGGUGGUGGAAGAGUGUUGUAAACACGUCUGUCUAAAUACACACGUGUUCAAAGGCAAGAAAAAGACAAGAAGGAAAUGUUUAGGAAAACAUUGUGUGGGAGUUCCUUCGCUGUUGUGCAGCAACUUGGUUGUUUGAUUUUUACUCCCACUGUAUUAUAGAUGAACUAAAAAAACGUGUUUAUAUCUGAACAUAAUUCUGUAAAAAAAAAAACAAAGUGAAUGUUGGAAAUUAGUGUAUUGAUGAUGUUCUUAAUAAAGUGGUUUUUGAAUUUAAACUAGCACCAGAUGGAUUUAUUCACUUGACCUGAACUUCCACAACUUCUAACUUUCUGUUUUUCUCCUGUUUUAGACAUUUUUGUUUGUUACCUUCAUUCUAUAAUGGACUAUCUUUGAUAUAAUUUAUUUAUGUUCAGACAAGUGCAGUAUCUGUGCCAUUAUUGUUUUUAAUAUAGAUUUUUGAUGUUAUAGAGCACAGAGGAACAAAAAAGAGCGAGCGCCUGCUCUUCUGAUGGAAUAAAUACUGCAAUAAAUUUUUCUUACAUCUUUGUUCCUUGUUUGCGUUUUUUUUCUCCUGCAGGCAUCAGACCGUGUAAUGUGCUUGGUUUUUAUUUUCCCACCGUGUGUUUGACACAGAUAAAUAGAAGUGAUUCUAUGAAGUUAAUUUCAAAAAGGCACAUAAGCCCAUGUGGCAGAAAGAUUAAACUCAUCUGUCAAUGAUUCAUAAUAUGUUACCACGUUCAAUCUAUUGAGCAAAAUUUGUCAUAAAAGGUACGAAUUUUUAAUCUGCUGUGGGCACUUUGUUCCU
Messenger RNA from Haplochromis burtoni (Burton's mouthbrooder), 9301 nucleotides. Its product is annotated as nipped-B-like protein. Gene Ontology annotation, biological process: heart morphogenesis; regulation of gene expression; establishment of protein localization to chromatin. The record is from RefSeq and is a predicted model, not a curated record. Bases 455 to 8413 code for a protein of 2652 amino acids. Gene Ontology annotation, cellular component: Scc2-Scc4 cohesin loading complex. Gene Ontology annotation, molecular function: chromatin binding. Lineage: Eukaryota; Metazoa; Chordata; Actinopteri; Cichliformes; Cichlidae. The transcript has 47 exons.